Messenger RNA from Hevea brasiliensis (rubber tree), 1258 nucleotides. RefSeq names its product remorin 4.1. The transcript has 2 exons. Lineage: Eukaryota; Viridiplantae; Streptophyta; Magnoliopsida; Malpighiales; Euphorbiaceae. The record is from RefSeq and is a predicted model, not a curated record. The coding region runs from base 103 to 945 and encodes 280 amino acids.
UAGAAAUGUCCAAAUCUUUAGCCCUUUAUCUCACUAAUAAUUCCAUUCUUUCAUAGCCAUCUUCUCUACCCUCUUUCCACACACACGCUAAAAGUCCCCUCUAUGCUAAGUGCUCAAGGACCCACGACCAGCACCGCCACUACUAGCGGAGAAACCCGUCAUCACGACCACCGCGAUCAUGAUGAAAAUGAACAUAUCCGUGAUAUCCACGCCCUGACACCACCACACCCGCCACCCGUCCCCCGGGGCCGUUGGGAAACUGGCAGCCAUCAGUCACACUCGACGUACAUGAGUAGUGAAGGAGCUUUAAGUGAGAACUUCAACACCAUGAGCAGAGAGUUCAAUGCUCUGGUUGUAGCUGGUUCUGCUGUAGGAAGUAGUAUGAUCAACAAUAAUGGUAGCUCUGAUCAUAAUAACGAGGAUGUUAGUGGAAACAACUGGUUGGCUCGGAUUGGAGAGGAUGAUGUGCCUGAAGAGAUUAACCCUUUGGCUAUUGUGCCUGAUAAUAACCCGUUGGACCCAGACCCCAGUUCAAGCUCAACAACGGUUGGGAACCACCAGUUGGGCGGUGGUGAGGCGGAGGUGUCGUCGGUGCAGAGAGUGAAGAAAGAAGAGGUUGAGACAAAGAUAUCCGCAUGGCAAAACGCCAAGAUUGCUAAGAUCAAUAACAGGUUUAAGAGAGAAGAUGCUAUAAUUAAUGGGUGGGAGGGUGAGCAAGUGCAGAAGGCUACUUCUUGGAUGAAGAAAGUUGAGAGGAAGCUGGAAGAGAAAAGAGCAAGAGCUCUUGAGAAGAUGCAGAAUGAGGUAGCAAAAGCACACAAAAAAGCAGAGGAUAGAAGAGCAUCAGCUGAAGCUAAAAGAGGAACAAAAGUGGCUAGAGUUCUUGAAAUAGCCAAUUUGAUGAGAGUCUUUGGGAGAGCUCCUGCAAAAAGGUCCUUCUUUUGAUGAGUCUUACUACUGUACUAUUUAUAAAAACAUAUUUUUAAGAAAUUAAAAAAAAAAUGGUACAAAGAAAAAAGAGUGGUGGACAAAAUAAUUGCCCCAAAAUAUUAGGGUAUCCUGCAUCUUUUGAACGUUAGGGUACACUACAUGAAAUGGGGCAGUGAAGAGUUUGAAGUUUCAAGUGUGUUUGUGGUGAGUGCUUGUUGGUUGAAAGUGGUGGAACAACCAUUUUGCCUUGUAUAGUUAAACUGUUUCUUAUAAUGCGAAUUAAUACUUGUUUAAAGAUAAUUAAUUAAGAUGUUCAGUUUUUGGUGCA